Messenger RNA from Rhinopithecus roxellana (golden snub-nosed monkey), 898 nucleotides. RefSeq names its product small nuclear ribonucleoprotein polypeptide C (gene SNRPC). NCBI's taxonomy places the organism in Eukaryota, Metazoa, Chordata, Mammalia, Primates, Cercopithecidae. The transcript is spliced from 6 exons. Gene Ontology annotation, molecular function: pre-mRNA 5'-splice site binding; zinc ion binding. The record is from RefSeq and is a predicted model, not a curated record. Gene Ontology annotation, biological process: mRNA 5'-splice site recognition; mRNA splicing, via spliceosome; spliceosomal snRNP assembly. Gene Ontology annotation, cellular component: U1 snRNP; nucleus. Bases 39 to 680 code for a protein of 213 amino acids.
GCGACCCGUAGUGCUCCCCUUUCCCGCCUUCCUAUUAGAUGAAAGGAAGAAAGGGAAAAGCCCCGCCCCUCGCUCGGCUGCUGGUGGCGAGGGCUUCGGGUCUUCUCGCUAGUCUCGUGGGGUUCCGCGGUGUAGUCGCUGACUGUGAGCGUCAUUUCCGGGCGUCACGUAACGGAGUGGCCAACGUCCUGCAGAGCAACAUGCCCAAGUUUUAUUGUGACUACUGCGAUACAUACCUCACCCAUGACUCUCCAUCUGUGAGAAAGACACACUGCAGUGGAAGGAAACACAAAGAGAAUGUGAAAGACUAUUAUCAGAAAUGGAUGGAAGAGCAGGCUCAGAGCCUGAUUGACAAAACAACGGCUGCAUUUCAACAAGGAAAGAUACCUCCUACUCCAUUCUCUGCUCCUCCUCCUGCAGGGGCGAUGAUACCACCUCCCCCCAGCCUUCCGGGUCCUCCUCGCCCUGGUAUGAUGCCAGCACCCCAUAUGGGGGGCCCUCCCAUGAUGCCAAUGAUGGGCCCUCCUCCUCCUGGGAUGAUGCCAGUGGGACCUGCUCCUGGAAUGAGGCCGCCCAUGGGAGGCCACAUGCCAAUGAUGCCUGGGCCCCCAAUGAUGAGACCUCCUGCCCGUCCCAUGAUGGUGCCCACUCGGCCCGGAAUGACUCGACCAGACAGAUAAGGAUAGAGGGGAGGCCUCAUUGUAUCAGUUUUAUAUUACCUGUUCUGCUUCACCAGGAGAUCAUGCUGCUGUAAUACUGAGUUUUCUAAACAGCAUAGGGAAGACUUGCUCCCCUGUCCUAUCAGAGAAUAGUUUUGGAGGGGAGAAGUAGGACAAAAAAGAUGCAGUUUUCAUUUAUAUUGGGAAAUGUGAAAAUAAAAUUGUCAACUCUUUCUUUU